AUGCCUCGUAACCACCAUUGCCCGGGCUGUUACCAAACUAUGGACAGGUCCCGCUGCGAACUGAAGGACCAUGUCUACAGGUGCCAAUUUCACCCCAACAGGUAUCUCAAGAUUGGAGCCGAAUGCCCAACCUACAAGGUAGAGCGUAUCUCCAAGGAAAGAGCUGAGCUCAAGGAGGAGAAGGAGAAGGAGAAGGAAAAUCCCAAGAAAGAGGUCAAGCCCAAGAAGGAGCCUGAGAGGAAAUACGGAAAGUGGUAG
Molecule: messenger RNA, 258 nt
Organism: Morchella importuna
Lineage: Eukaryota; Fungi; Ascomycota; Pezizomycetes; Pezizales; Morchellaceae
Exons: 2
Coding region: 1-258 (85 amino acids)
Source: RefSeq, a predicted model, not a curated record